UUCAAAUGGAAGCGGAGUGGUUUUAUCAGAGAAGUCAGAGACUGGGAUUAGUGGUUAAAACACUGAAGGUUUCAACAUUAGACUUACUCAGCCUACUGUUUUCAUUUCCUGUACGCUGUUCGAUAGCUGGUCAUGGCGGAGUUUGAAGGCAGUCGUCUGCGUUGUGGCUUGUAUUUUCACCUAGAUAUCUAGAAACAAGCUCUUGCUAUUGCAAUUCAGUAGGCUAGUGCAGCUUCUGCCACUGUUGAAGAAUAAUUUGCCGUGGUUAAAUGCGCUAUGAGAAAAAAAUCAGUGCACGAACAACAGACAGGAUGUUUUAGGCCAAGUAGGCAACAUUUGCCUAUGUAGAAAGAAAGUACUGGUUAUUCACUGACUGUAGAGAAUUUUGUCAUGACGGUCAUUUGUCCAGCAGGUGGCAGUGCUGCGAUUGUUUGAGGAGGUAGACUUUGAUAGACUCAACAUUUCACACAGUAGUACACAAACACAACCAGACCAUGGCCUCUUUGUCUCUAGUUGCGUAUGAAGACUCGGAUUCAGAUGAGGAAUCUGCCACAAACAAUGAGCGUGUCAGUUCCACUUUAAAAUGUGACAGCGCAGUCAAGCAAUUUCUUGGAAGACCUGGCAGCCCUGCAACUGGGUUUCCUGGGGAUAGACAGAGUACCAAAACAACUACCGUGGGACCCCUCUGGCAGUUUAAAUCUUCUCCAUGGGAACAACCACAUUCAGUGGAUAGCUGCAAGACGGCGUUACAAAUCCCUUCCCAUCCUUUACCACAGAACUCUGCUUUUCCAAAUCCAGUUAAGAGGCUGGCACCUUCCCCGGUGGGAGUAAGACCUUACAUCCCAAAGAGACAGAGACUGGCCCCAACAGAUGACGGGGUGAUGAUGCCAGGGCCAAGUGUCAGCAGCGGCCCUGUUGAGGGCACUGCUGCCACCAUCACCACCAGUCAGGCCUCUUGUGCCCAGAUGCUCUCUGAGGUGUCUGACCGAGUGCAUCCUUUCUUGGGACAGAAAGUGGGCAGGAUGGAGCUGCCUAGACGUGUCCUUUUGCAGCUCCAGGCUCACCAGGGGCCAGUCAACAUGGUGCAGUGGUGCCCAGUGCCUCACACAAGCCAUCUGCUCCUGUCUGCGUCAAUGGACAAGACAGUCAAGAUCUGGGAUGGUGCUGAAAGUGGGCGGUGCCUGCGGACGAUCUGGGCCCACGGCGGUGCUGUGAGGGAUGCCUGCUGGGCCCCCUGCGGCCGGCGACUCCUCUCCGGCUCUUUUGAUACUACGGCAACGCUGACAGACGUGGAGACAGGGUCGGAGGUUGUUAAAGUGAGGAACCAGUUUAAGGUGAGCUGCCUUGCCCUUCAGCCGACUGACCCGGACGUGUUUCUGUGCGGAGGCUUCAGUCCUGAGGUCAAGGCCUGGGAUGCACGCUCCUCUAAGAUGGUGAGAACUUACAAGGCUGGGAUACAGCAGACCCUGGAUAUUCUUUUCCUGUCUGGGGGCAAGGAGUUUGUUACCAGCAGCGAUUCAGUCAGUCGAGACUCAGCUGACCGCACCCUCAUUGCCUGGGACUUUGGAACCACUGCCAAAGUCUCCAACCAAAUCUUUCAUGAGAGGUACACCUGCCCCAGUCUUGCAUUGCACCCAGAGGGCGAGUGCUUCGUUGCACAGACCAAUGGGAACUAUAUCGCCGUCUUCUCGUCACAGAGGCCAUACCGCAUCAACAAGAGGCGGCGUUACGAAGGACAUAAGGUAGAGGGCUAUGCCAUCCGGUGUGAGUUCUCUCGAUGCGGAUCGCUGCUAGCCUCUGGAAGCUCCACUGGUUCUGUCCACUUCUAUGACCACCAGAGCUCUCGGACACUCCACACCCUCCGAGCACACCAGCAGGCGUGCAUGUGUGUGUCUCUCCACCCCGUCCUGCCCUCUGUGGCGGCCACGUGUGACUGGAGUGGCGAGGUCAAGAUAUGGCACUGACCAGGCGAGCAGCUCCACAAAUCACAGGUUCAGGCAGUCACCAUUAUUAGUCAUAAGCCGCCAGCUUCCUGUACAUGGGCUAAUGCAUGAAUCAAAAGAGAAUUUCAAAUGAGAUUUACACUGGGGAAAAAAUAGUCUAGCACUAGGCUGACUACAUGUACGGGAAACCAGUCCAUAGAGACUAUCAUUUUAAACUCUUUAGUUGCCAUAGUUGUUGUCCAACACCAAUUUCAAGAUGUGCACACCUGAGUGACAGGUGUCUGACACACAAGCUGCAGAAUAUCAGUGUGGUAUCUCAUCGAGACCCUUUUGCAGUUGCUGUCUUAAAGGCAGAUAGAGUAUUUUAGCAUUCACUAAAUCUAAGACAGUUUUGUUUCUUGCUCUUCAAGAUAUGCCCCAAGAACCUGACAGACAGAUGCUUGAUGUAGUAACUUUAGCCUCUGCAACACCUUUAUGCAACUUCAACCUCAGGUAGCUAGACAAUGCUAUGAGCUAAGUUAGCAUUAUCGCCUGCGUCAACCCCCUACCUCCCUCUACUGCUUUUGAUAAAACAAGUCUUUUGCUUCUCUGUGUUCUUCAGUUCAGAUGGACAAUACUGUAGUACUGCUCUAAGGGGUUUGUCCUGGUAAAAUGAGUUCCUUCCAGUGUUUUCUGGGCUUGACAUAUUGCAUAUUACAGUCAACAUGUAUACUCUGCUUCUGUUGUUUGCCUUUGGGUGAUGUAAAUCUGGAACACAAAUAAAAACAGCCCCUUAUUUUUAGAGGACUCCAUUUUGGCAGCUG
Molecule: messenger RNA, 2746 nt
Organism: Sardina pilchardus (European sardine)
Lineage: Eukaryota; Metazoa; Chordata; Actinopteri; Clupeiformes; Clupeidae
Gene: wdr25
Product: WD repeat domain 25
Exons: 6
Coding region: 495-1964 (489 amino acids)
Molecular function (GO): protein binding
Source: RefSeq, a predicted model, not a curated record